UACACAGUUCAUUUCCAACGAGCUCCACCUUUUUCCAUCCACUUGGAGAAAAGACACGGGACAGACGACAACAACUGAAUCAGCUCGGUCCUUUACCUGUACGUCUUCAUCAAAACAAGAUGAAAACAUUAUUAUUGUUGCUUCUUCUCUGUCACGUUUCAUCACCAGUCAAACACUCCCUGAAGUUUUUCAUCGCUGCAUCUUCUGGAAUCCCAAACGUCCCAGAGGUAAUGGCCUCUGCUCUGGUCGAUGAUGUUCAUGCGGGUUACUGCGACACCAACACACAGAUAGCAGACGUAAAACUGGACUGGGUGAAAAACUAUUUUGAUAAGAACCCCGAGGACCGGGAGUGGUUCGUUGCAGAGUGUUUUGUGAAUCUGCCUAGAUUCUUCAAAGUCACGAUUUCUUUGUUGAUGCAGGUCCUCAACCAGAGAGAAGGUGUUCACAUUUUACAGAUGAUAACUGGAUGUGAGUGGGAUGAAGAGACUGGAGAGGAUAAUGGUAUUUUGCUGUUUGGUUAUAAUGGAGAAGACUUCCUGUCACUGGACCUGAAGACACUGACAUGGGUCGCUCUGAAACCAGAGGCUGUCAUCAUCAAACUGGCAUGGGAUGCUGACAAACCAGCAAUAAAAUAUUAUGAGAAUCUUUUAACUCAGCUUUGUCCUGAGUGGCUGAAGAAGAGUAUGGAAUAUGGGCGGAGCUCUCUGCUGAGAACAGAUCGUCCCUCAGUGUCUCUCCUCCAGAAGACUCCCUCCUCUCCAGUCAGCUGCCACGCUACAGGUUUCUACCCUGACAGAGCCAUGAUGUUCUGGAGGAAAGAUGGAGAGGAGCUUGAUGAGGACGUGGACCGAGGAGAGAUCCUCCCCAACCAUGAUGGAACCUUCCAGAUGAGAGCUGACCUGAACAUUUCAUCAGUCUCACCUGAAGACUGGAGGAGGUACGACUGUGUGUUUCAGCUCUCUGGUGUGAAGGAGGACAUCAUCACCAAACUGGACAAAGCAGGGAUCAGGACCAACAGGGGUAAGACUGAGAUCAGAGGUGAUGGAGAAUGA
Lates calcarifer (barramundi perch) is the source of this 1052-nucleotide messenger RNA. Its product is annotated as major histocompatibility complex class I-related gene protein. The record is from RefSeq and is a predicted model, not a curated record. Gene Ontology annotation, biological process: immune response. Gene Ontology annotation, cellular component: external side of plasma membrane. The transcript has 4 exons. NCBI's taxonomy places the organism in Eukaryota, Metazoa, Chordata, Actinopteri, Centropomidae. The coding region runs from base 120 to 1052 and encodes 310 amino acids.